This is a messenger RNA of Cucumis sativus (cucumber), 1515 nucleotides long. Its product is annotated as plasmodesmata-located protein 2. The record is from RefSeq and is a predicted model, not a curated record. The coding region runs from base 275 to 1180 and encodes 301 amino acids. NCBI's taxonomy places the organism in Eukaryota, Viridiplantae, Streptophyta, Magnoliopsida, Cucurbitales, Cucurbitaceae. Gene Ontology annotation, cellular component: plasmodesma. Gene Ontology annotation, biological process: plasmodesmata-mediated intercellular transport; transport of virus in multicellular host. The transcript has 3 exons.
UCUUAUCAAAUGUGAAUUGUACUCUUUUUUGGAGUGAAGAAAAAGAUGCCUUCUCUGCACAUCUAAAGAGGCAAAUCCAGCCAAACAAAGAAGAAGAAGGAAAGAGAGCAAAAACCCUUCUCCAUUUUUGAGGUACAAAAUAAACUACAAGUUUUUUUGCAAAAAUGAUUUCCCAUUCUCAUUUCUCUCUUUAGAACAAUACCCAUUUCCCUCAUUUCCUCCAUUUCCCCUAAAUUCCCUGAGGUUUUUACAGUUCCCAUGUUUUGAGUCUUCAAUGGAAAUGAAAAUGGGGAUUUCUUCUUUCAACCCUUUUUGUACUCUUCUUCUUUCUUUGGCCUUCUUCUCCAUUUUCACACUAAUCCCACCUGCACAAUCUGGUUCUGAUUACACUUCCUUGGUCUAUAAGGGCUGUGCUAAGCAAGCUCUUUCAGAUCCAACUGGGGUUUACACCCAAGCACUUUCAGCCCUUUUUGGCUCUUUAGUUUCACAAUCCACCAAAGCCAGAUUCUACAAAACCAGCUCUGGAAGUGGUCAAUCCACCAUUAAUGGUCUUUUCCAAUGUAGAGGGGACCUUAGCAAUGGCGAUUGUUACAAUUGUGUGAGUAAAAUCCCUCAAAUCGUUCAGUCCUUGUGUGGGAAAACCAUAGCUGCAAGAGUUCAACUCUAUGGCUGCUAUUUGUUGUAUGAGGUUUCUGGGUUUGCUCAAAUUUCAGGGUUUGAAAUGCUGUAUAAAACUUGUGGCUCUACGAAUGUUGCUGGAAGUGGGUUUGAAGAGCGUCGAGAUACUGCUCUGUCUGUUUUGGAGAAUGGUGUUGUGAGUGGCCAUGGAUUUUACACCACAAAUUACCAAUCUGUUUAUGUUUUGGGGCAAUGUGAAGGGGAUUUGGGGGAUUCAGAUUGCGGCGAAUGUGUUAAAAAUGCUGUUCAAAGAGCUCAAGUUGAAUGUGGAAGCUCAAUUUCAGGCCAACUUUAUCUCCACAGAUGCUUUAUAAGUUACAGUUAUUACCCAAAUGGGGUGCCCACAAGAUCAUCAUCACCAUCAUCUUCAUCUUCCUCCUCAUCAGGAGGAAAUAUAGGGAAAACAGUGGCUAUAAUUCUUGGAUCAACAGCAGGAGUGGCAUUUGUUGUCAUUUGUUUGCUUUUUGCAAGAGGGUUAAUGAAAAAACAUGAUGAUUAUUGAAAGAAGCAAGAUGAGAAGAUCUUCAAAGAUGCAAAAACAAUUCUUUUUUCUUUCUCUUUCUUUUUUUCCUUUUUAAUGAACAGAAUGUCCCCUUCUUUUUUUUCUCUAAAAAGGAAUGUGAUUUUUUUUGGUGGUGAAUAGGGAUUUUGUUCAAAAUUGAAAGAAUGAAAUGAAUGAUGUGUAUGAAACUGAAAUAAUUUUUACAGAAAGUGAAGAUGAAGAAUGUAGGGAAUGAAAAAUGGUGGUAACCCAUUCAUUCUUUUGAACUUAUUUGGUUCUAUUAUAUACAUAAUCUAUCUAUAAUGGAGAUUAUAUAUCUCUUUUUUUUGCUUGAA